Candoia aspera is the source of this 1303-nucleotide messenger RNA. It is a transcript of the gene MED27, whose product is annotated as mediator complex subunit 27. Bases 28 to 966 code for a protein of 312 amino acids. Gene Ontology annotation, biological process: regulation of transcription by RNA polymerase II. The record is from RefSeq and is a predicted model, not a curated record. NCBI's taxonomy places the organism in Eukaryota, Metazoa, Chordata, Lepidosauria, Squamata, Candoiidae. The transcript is spliced from 8 exons. Gene Ontology annotation, molecular function: transcription coactivator activity. Gene Ontology annotation, cellular component: mediator complex.
CCCGCGGCUGGAAGGCGCCGUUCCAAGAUGGCGGACGGGGUGCUGAGCGCCGGGGUGAACCUGGAGGCCUUCGCGCAGGCCAUCGCGGCCAUCCAGGCGCUGCGCUCCAGCGUCACGCGGGUCUUCGACUGCCUCAAGGACGGCCGGCGCCACAAGGAGGCCCUGGAGGGGCGCGAGAAGGGCUUCCUCGCCAGCUUCCAGGAGAGCCUCCACUCCGUCAGCCGCGACUUGGGCGAGUUGGAGCGCCUGAGUAACCUUGUGGGCAAGCCGUCUGAGAACCAUCCCCUCCACAACAGCGGUCUGCUUAGUCUAGAUCCUGUUCAAGACAAAACACCCCUCUACAGUCAACUGCUCCAGGCCUAUAAAUGGUCCAACAAGUUGCAGUACCACACCGGCCUGGCAUCUGGUCUUCUGAACCAGCAGUCUUUGAAGAGGUCUGCCAACCAAAUGGGAGUAUCUGCCAAGCGAAGACCAAAAGCCCAGCCAACCACCCUGGUGUUGCCACCUCACUAUGUUGAUGACGUGAUCAACCGCAUUGACCGAAUGUUUCCCGAGAUGUCUAUUCACCUAUCCAGGCCAAAUGGGACUUCUGCAAUGUUGCUGGUGACCUUGGGAAAGGUAUUAAAAGUUUUAGUAGUCAUGAGAAGCCUCUUCAUCGACCGGACAAUAGUCAAGGGUUUCCAUGAAAAUGUCUACACAGAAGAUGGCAAGCUUGAUAUAUGGUCAAAGUCCAACUAUCAAGUGUUUCAGAAGGUGACUGAUCAUGCAACCACAGCCCUCUUACAUUACCAGCUACCUCAGAUGCCAGACGUGGUCGUCAGGUCCUUCAUGACCUGGCUGAGAAGUUACAUAAAGCUAUUCCAAGCUCCCUGCCAACGCUGUGGAAAAUUUCUGCAGGAUGGCCUCCCCCCAACCUGGCGUGACUUUCGGACGCUGGAAGCCUUCCAUGACACAUGUAGGCAAUGACCCAAUCUAGAGGCUGAUAAGAACACACGGAAACAAAAGAAAGCAGAAGUCAGACCUUCCAUAUGGCUAAAAAUUCUGUUUCCUCCUUGACCAAGAUCAAUAUUUACAUGAACCUCAGGAGGACUAGAUGAAUCUUUUGGUGGACCAUUGUAACCCAUCCCAUGAUAAUGACUUGGUUCGGCCAAGAAUGGGGAGAGUGGUUAUUAUCCAUCUCUCGAAACCCAGCAUCACUACUUGAUGUGAAUUCCUUGAUGGCUUUCAAGAGGAUGUGGGCUUUCCAUCAAAUUGGUCUGCAGUUCUAAACUUCUCUUUAUAUAAAUAAAAAUUGAUCCUUUUG